AGAUGGUACGAUAGAAUGAGAAUCCCCGUGGGAGAGAGUAGAGAGAGUGUGUGGACUCUGGAAGGGUAAUUUGGGCAUAUAAAAGUUUAAGAGCAUAGAAACUUAGAAAGGAGAAGGAAGAAGAAGAAAGAGUGAGUGGCAUGGGGGAGGAAGAGGAAGAGGAAGAAUGCAUAUCUGCUUCCAACACAUUCCUCAAUGCUCUAUAAUCAUUAUCCAAUCAACAAUGCUCUUCCUCUUCCUCUUCCUUCUAAUUCUCCCCAUUUCCUCCACCAUCAUCCUCCAAGCCAACACCACUCUGCAAAGCCCCAACAACACCUUCCAAUUGGGCCUCUUCACCUUCUCCCCAUCCCCAUCCCCAGGCCCAUCCAACUACUACCUCGCCAUCCGCCACACUUCCCUCCCCACCCCAAACACAAUCUGGGUCGCCAACCGCCGCACCCCCGCCCCGACCCAAUCCCUCUCCUCCCUCCAUCUCACCGCCACCGGCCAACUCCUCCUAACCCACAACAACACCACCCUAUGGUCCACCCCCAAUCACACCCCGCCUCUCACCCUCAAGCUUCUGGACUCCGGGAACCUACUCCUCCUCACCGCCGACGGCGUCGUUUCAUGGCAGAGCUUCGACUCCCCCACCGAUACCUGGCUCCCCGGCAUCAACCUCACACGCUUCAACUCCCUCACCUCCUGGCGCACCCCAAACGACCCCUCCCCAGGCCCCUACUCCCUCCGCCUCAAACCACCCACCUACGGUCAGUUCGAGCUUCUCUUCAACGACACCGUUUCAUACUGGUCCACCGGAAACUGGACCAACGGCCGGUUCCUCAACGUCCCAGAAAUGACCAUCCCCUACCUCUACUCCUUCCACUUCGCCUACCCCUUCUCCCCCCAAGCCUCCUUCGGCUUCUCCGAGCAGCUCUCCGACGCCGGCCUCCGCCCCCCCACCAUGUUCCGCCUCGAGCCCUUCGGCCAAAUCCGCCAGUACACGUGGAACGACCAGACUGGGUCCUGGAACAUGUUCUGGGCCCGACCCGACCCGCUCUGCCAGGUUCGGGGGCUCUGCGGGAGGUUUGGGCUCUGCAUUGGGCAACCCUCCAGGCUCUGUGACUGCCUCCCCGGGUUUCAGCCUCGGGAUAACGGAAGCUGGGCUUCCGGUGAUUACACGAGUGGCUGUUACCGUGCGGACGCCGAGUGUGGGAAAAAGGAUGGCUUUCGAGAUCUGGGUGUUGUGGGGUUUGGAUAUGGGAAUGUGAGUUUGGUUAAGGGGAAAUCUAGACGCUUUUGCGAGCGGGAGUGUUUGGGCUCUUGUGGCUGUGUUGGCUUGGCUUUUGAUCGAGUGAGUGGGAUUUGUAAGAAUUUUUAUGGGUGGCUGUCGGAUUUUCAGAAUUUGAGUUCUUCUUCGGGGGAGCUUUUGUACGUUAGGGUUCCUGGGUCUCGGAGGGGGUUGGAUAGGAGGGUGUUGAGUGGGGUUGUGGUUGGGUCGGUUGCGGUUUUGGGGGUGGUGGUGGUGACGUUGUUGGUGUUUGUGAAGAGGUGUGGGAAGAGGGGGGUGGAGGAGGAGGAAGAUGGGUUUGUGCCUGUGUUGAAUUUGAAGGUGUUUUCUUACAAGGAGCUUCAGUUGGCCACUCGCGGGUUCUCGGAGAAAGUUGGGCAUGGAGGGUUUGGGACGGUGUUUCAAGGGGAGUUGAGCGACUCUUCGGUUGUGGCGGUGAAGAGGUUGGAGAGGCCGGGGGGUGGGGAGAAGGAGUUCAGGGCUGAGGUGUCCACCAUUGGGAAUAUUCAGCAUGUGAAUCUUGUGAGGCUCAGAGGGUUUUGCUCUGAGAAUUCUCAUAGGCUUUUGGUUUAUGAGUUCAUGCAGAAUGGGGCUCUUAGUGUUUAUUUGAGGAAAGAGGGGCCUAGUUUGAGUUGGGAGGUUAGGUUUAGGGUGGCAGUUGGGACGGCUAAGGGGAUUGCUUAUUUACAUGAGGAGUGUAGGUGUUGCAUCAUACACUGUGAUAUCAAGCCUGAGAACAUCCUUUUGGAUGCUGAUUUUACUGCCAAGGUUUCAGAUUUCGGGUUGGCCAAGCUCAUUGGGAGGGACUUCAGUAGGGUGUUGGCCACCAUGAGGGGUACGUGGGGGUAUGUUGCGCCAGAGUGGAUUUCCGGUGUGGCAAUUACCACAAAGGCGGAUGUUUACAGCUAUGGAAUGACACUGCUGGAGCUGAUUGGCGGUCGGCGGAAUGUGGAGGCGCCACCGUCUGCCGGAGGGGGAGAGAGUGGUGGUGAGACGGGAGGGAAGUGGUUCUUCCCACCAUGGGCGGCACAACGCAUAAUCGAGGGCAAUGUAGGUGAAGUGGUUGAUAAUAGGCUUGGGGAUGUAUAUAACAUGGAGGAGGUUAGGAGGGUUGCUUUGGUGGCGGUGUGGUGCAUUCAAGAUGACGAGGCAAUGAGGCCUACUAUGGGUAUGGUGGUGAAGAUGUUGGAGGGGUUGGUGGAGGUGAGUGUUCCUCCACCGCCCAAGUUGCUUCAAGCGCUGGUUACUGGGGAUUCCUUUCAUGGGGUCAAGGCUGAUUCUGGCAAUGGGGUGUCUACUGGUGGCAGCUUAUCUGAUGGCAACUUGGAAGUGUCAACUGCUGAUUCUGAAUCAUAUACAGGGAAUGUUUUUUCCCCCUUGGAUGAGAAUGUCAAUGUCAGUGUUCGAUAACAAAGUUCUGGUAUUGUCCAGAAUAUUAUAGAAUUGUAAUUUAGUACCCCAUUCUCUCCCUUUUUUUCUCUCCAAGGAGAGGGAUGAGGAAAGACAGGAACAUUUGAUGUGGAUGUAAAUUACUUGCCUUUAGGAUGUUGGAACUUGGAAGAGUGGUUUGCCGAGCAUCUAAUUUCAAGUUUUAUUCUUUCAAGUCUGUAUGUGUAUAUAUAUUCUGCAUUUGAUCACUUUUAAGAAGAGAGUAGAAUGUAGCAGUAUCAAAACGAAUUUAUGUUUAACAUGUAAUGUAAUUAAGACAAAAGCAAUCAAUGGUAAUGAUUCAA
This is a messenger RNA of Cajanus cajan (pigeon pea), 3003 nucleotides long. Lineage: Eukaryota; Viridiplantae; Streptophyta; Magnoliopsida; Fabales; Fabaceae. The record is from RefSeq and is a predicted model, not a curated record.